Molecule: messenger RNA, 1095 nt
Organism: Sphenostylis stenocarpa
Lineage: Eukaryota; Viridiplantae; Streptophyta; Magnoliopsida; Fabales; Fabaceae
Source: the annotation of a GenBank genome assembly
AUGAAUAUUUUUCCUCCAUCCCCUGUUUCUGUUCUUGGUGUUCCGUGUUCAAACAUUUUAGGGGUGAUGGGUCAUGUUGUUGGAGGCGCGAAAUCUGAAUGUUCUGAUGUACUCUCUCAGGUUUUGAAACACUCAGUGAUCCAUCCCCAGGAGGGGGAAGAAACAUCUUUUGGGGUUAAGGAUAUGAGCCUGUCUUUGAAACCAGGUGAAGAGCUUGAAGCUAAUAGUUUUUCUGCCGUAGGGAAAAUUAGGCACACUAAGCUUUGUGCCAGAGGGCAUUGGAGGCCAGCUGAAGAUGACAAACUUAAAAAGCUUGUUGCACAAUUUGGACCUCAAAAUUGGAACUCAAUCGCUGAUCAUCUUCCAGGAAGAUCAGGCAAAAGUUGCAGAUUAAGGUGGUUUAAUCAGUUGGACCCCAGAAUUAACCGAAAAGCUUUCAGUGAGGAAGAAGAGGAGAGACUCCUGAAUGCUCACAAAGUGUAUGGUAACAAAUGGGCCAUGAUUUCUAGACUCUUCCAUGGUAGAACAGAUAAUGCAAUGAAGAACCAUUGGCAUGUUAUCAUGGCUAGAAGAAAAAGGGACAAGUCAUGCAUAUACCAAAGGAGAAAACCCACGUUUCAGAUCCUGCCAUCAAAGGAUUUGAAUUUGACCUUGUCAAAGAACGGAAGCAGUGAAUCAGCCAUUUCAAGCACCAUCAUUGAUGAAUCUGGCUCAACAGGAACUUACCUCUCAUUCACUCUCUCUUCAGCCAAACCAACUCCUGUGCCUUUUCACAACCAUUGUCCUGCUCAGAAUCACCAAGUCUUUGGUGUUCUAUUGGGUUUAUCUAGAGAAAGCAGGACACCAGCCAAGGAUGUGGGUUUUAACAAGCAUUUUAGAGCUUGGAACGGUUCAUGCGAUGCUGGACACAUGGGAAAACCCGUGGGUGUGGACCAAUCUCAUUACUCAGAUUCAAACUCAUCAGAAGUUUCAGUAUCUGAAUCAGUUGCCACCAACAAGAUUACCAAUCUCUCAAUGUAUGGGAAAAGUGAAAACAUGGGUAAUAAUAGGACCAGCAUGUUCUUCAUUGACUUUCUUGGAGUAGGAGCUACAUGA